This is a messenger RNA of Schistocerca nitens (vagrant locust), 1596 nucleotides long. RefSeq names its product myeloid leukemia factor (gene Mlf). Gene Ontology annotation, cellular component: cytoplasm; nucleus. The transcript has 8 exons. The record is from RefSeq and is a predicted model, not a curated record. Gene Ontology annotation, biological process: regulation of DNA-templated transcription. NCBI's taxonomy places the organism in Eukaryota, Metazoa, Arthropoda, Insecta, Orthoptera, Acrididae. Bases 135 to 887 code for a protein of 250 amino acids.
GCAUUCUAGAGAAAUCGUCAGUACGAAGUUUCGAUCAGUCGAACAACGAACGAGUUAGUGUGUCUGUGUGGGCGAGAGAAUUUUUCCUUCAGCCAAGUGAAUUUUGUCAGUUUAUAGAGUGAAAUUUCGGUGCGAUGUCGCUUUUUGGAUCGCUGAUGGGUGAUUUUGAGGAGGACCCUUUCUUUGGAGCACACAUGCGGUCCAUGCGUCAGAUGAAUGACAUGAUGAAUUCAAUGUUCUCGAAUCCAUUCGGAAUGUUGGGAGGUAUGGGUUUUCCAGCCCUAGAAGGCCCACGUUCUCAGAACUCUCCUGCAAGCAGGGGGUGUCAAGAUUUGAUGCCAUUUGGAUUUCCAAACAUGAAUAGCAUAUUCCAGAAUUUUGAGCACAUGGCCAACAAUCCGAACUGUCAUUCAUUCAGCAGCAGUACAGUCAUGACAAUGAGCAGUGGACCAGAUGGAAAGCAGCAGGUAUACCAGGCAUCAUCGUCAACACGCACUGCACCUGGUGGCAUCAAGGAAGUGAAGAAGACCGUUUGUGAUUCUCGUUCAGGAACAAAGAAAAUGGCUGUUGGACAUCAUAUUGGUGAACGUGCACACUAUCUGGAACGUGAACAGAAUAUGUACUCUGGGGAGCAGGAGGAGAGGCAGGAUUUCAUUAACCUUGAAGAAGAUGAAGCAGAGGAUUUUAACAAAGAAUUUGAACAGAAAGCCCGCAACACAGUGGGAUCAAUAAAUUAUCCCUCAGCCCAUCUUCCCUCUAGAAGGCACCGUGAUAUGCUUGCUCUUCCUAGCAGCAGUUCUCGCAUCAAGAAUCGUCCCUAUCACAGUAAUAAUCACAGGAACUAUCCAGCGCUGCCAUCUCCAUCUCGGUACAACAGAAAGUAUUGAUAAACAUAAAUAUUCGCCCGAUUAAGCCCAUCAUACACUCAAAGGAACGUUCCCGGAAGCGAGAUCAUGAACCUGAAUCCCUAUUGGAGAGGAGCCACAAAUCUCUGAAGUCCUCCAGCAGCACUUCCAACGAGAAUCCUUAGUCACCUAAAUUCUUCAUGGCUGUAUUUACUACUACUUCUGUUUUACAAGUUAGAACUGUUGUUCCCCUUAUGAUUGGAGGCUGUAUACCAUCUUCAGGGAUUAGUGUAUGUGUGUAUUGUAUUAUUCAAUGUCUAGACAUUAGUCUUAAAAUGUAUUACAAAAUCACUUUGCUGUUUAAGAGAAUCUUUUCUUGUCCUAUGUUUCCCUAGGAUUUGUGCUACCCCACUUCCUUCUUCAAAAGUAUGUUUAUGGAUAUUCACAACAGUACAUGAACAAAAUGUGCUUUCAGUUACUAUCGUAUUAUAUAAAGGUUAGCAUGUUUCCAAAUAUAUAUAGGAACUGUCCAUAUGGCAUACAGUUUUAAUUUGUUGAUAAAAUGUCAGUUUUUAAUAUUUAGCAGCUCAUAGACGAUUGUACUAAGCAAACAUUCUAAAUUGCCGUCAUUAUUGUAACAGUGAUGCAUAACUAUUAUUCACCAAGGUUGUAUUAUUCCUCUUAAGGUUUUGUGUGUGUGCGCGUGUAUGCAAGUUGUUAUAUGAUUAAAAUAAAGUUCGGCUGAAUUUGA